Molecule: messenger RNA, 1150 nt
Organism: Acanthochromis polyacanthus (spiny chromis)
Lineage: Eukaryota; Metazoa; Chordata; Actinopteri; Pomacentridae
Product: glucose-dependent insulinotropic receptor
Exons: 2
Coding region: 14-1150 (378 amino acids)
Biological process (GO): G protein-coupled receptor signaling pathway
Cellular component (GO): membrane
Molecular function (GO): G protein-coupled receptor activity; phosphatidylcholine binding
Source: RefSeq, a predicted model, not a curated record
GAGGCCUCAGGUGAUGGGUGUGAUCCUGAUGGUGGCCUCCUGCCUCAUCGUCUCCACCAAUCUGCUGGUGGCGGCCGCUUUGCUCAAACUGCUGCUGAAGAAGAGCAGCCAGAGCUGGUGCUUCGUCCUCAACCUGGCGCUGGCCGACACCCUGGUGGGCCUGGCCAUCACCGGCCUGGCCACCGAGGACUUCACCAGCAACGCCUCCCACUACCACCGCGGCUCCGUGGGUCCCUUGGGUCCCGUGGGGUCCGGGGACCUCCUGGCCAAUGCCACGCCGGCCGCUCAGGGGAAGACCAAGUGUUUGAUCCGCAUGGCCUUUGUGGCAUCGCCCUGCACAGCCUCCAUCCUGUCCAUGUUCCUGAUCUCGCUGGACCGCUACGCCGCCAUCAAGAUGCCGCUGCGCUACUCUCUGCUGUCUGGGAGGGGAACUGCAGCCGGCUUCCUGCUGGCGCUGUGGAGCACCGCCGUCAUCGUGGGAUUUUCACCAGUCAUGAUCCAGCCGCUGCAGGCCGAUGAAAUCUACGACGGAUUCUGCGCCUUCUUCUCCGUCAUCGACAAAGUGGGCAUCAUCGUGUUGUUCAGCUCCUGCUUCUUCCCCGUGCUCUGCCUGUUUAUCUACAUCUACCUGGACAUCCUGAAGAUCGCCUGCAGCCACGAGAAGCAGAUCUGCAGAGUCCGGCAGGCCAGCUCCAGGAUGGAAGACCUCCACCAGCAGCAGCAUCUACGGAGCUACUACUGGAGCCACGUCAAGGCCCUGAGGACGGUGGCGCUGCUGGUGGGCUGCUUCUUCUUCCUCUGGUGUCCCUUCUUCGUGGUUUGCAUCGUGCACGUCGUGUGCACGAGCUGCGAGCUGAAGACGCUGCUGGAGAACCACUUGUGGCUGCUGGGUCUGUCCAACUCCCUGAUCAACCCGCUGGUCUACGCCUGCUUGCAGCAGGAGGUUCGUCUGCAGCUGGUCUCCAUGUUCUCCUGCAUUAAGAGCAAGUUGGUGACUUCAGGACCUCCCGGAGUUGCAGGAAGAUGCGACCUGCAGCCUCCGGUGCAGACUCAGUCCUGCGUUUCUGCAGGAGAUACCCACAAUCCUUCACUGCUGACGGCCUGCUCUGAGGUCCACGCCGUGCCGUUCCCCGCUACGACCGGCUUGUGA